AUGGCUCCCAAGCAGGCUACUCUCGGAAAGUUCUUCAGAAAACCCAACGGCGACGCAACAAAGCAGCAAUCGAAACUGUCCUUUUCCACAAGACCGAAGCCUGUAAAGAACGAGGUAGAGACCAAAGAGGAGCCUCGUUCAUCGCCAGAGGAAGUGAAAGAGGGGCAGAAUGACGACGUCGAUUCGGAUGCAGAAGUCAGGGCACCAGUUAAGAAAGAGGUAGAGGUGGACGACGAUGCGAUGGAAGUCGACAGUACAACAUCUGACACGGGAAAGAAGAGGCAGAUCAAAGAGGAAGAAGAGGAAGAGUCCGAAGAAGAGCCUCCGACGAAACGCCAACGACGGAAAACCACCGAAGGAAAGAACAGCCCGAAGAAAGCUCCUGCGAAGCCAAAGGCCGACAAAGCACCAGAAAAGUCGAAGAAGAAGGCUGCUAAACCGAAAGCUGCGACACCAGAAGAUGACGACGAGGAAGUCUCAGCGCCAACCAAGGUUGCAAAGAGCAAGCAGGGGGCCGAAUCGUCACCUGUGCCUGUGGAGGAUGAUGCUGUUUCAAACAAGGAAGAGGAAGAUGAGGUGGUGAGCUCAGAGGAGGAACCAGAAGAGGUCAAGACCAAGGCGAGGAAGAAAGUCCAGACUACUCUUUCGUCCAACACCAAAGACCCAUAUCCUGACUGGAAACCCGGUGAGCCAGUGCCAUACGCCGCACUCUGCACAACGUUUUCGAAAAUCGAGAUGACGACAAAACGUCUCGAGAUUCUCGCCCACUGCUCACUUUUCCUCCGUCAAGUGUUACGAUUGACUCCAUCUGACAUGCUACCGACUGUUAUGCUAAUGGUCAACAAACUCGCAGCCGACUACGCAGGCAUCGAGCUGGGUAUCGGUGAGUCUCUUAUCAUGAAGGCUAUUUCUGAGAGUACCGGACGAAACUUGCAACAGAUCAAGAGUGACCAGAACGAGAUCGGUGAUCUAGGGCUCGUUGCGGCAAAGAGUCGCUCGAAACAACCCACAAUGUUCAAGCCCAAGUCUUUAACCAUAGAAGGCGUACGCAAGGGACUAAUGGGCAUUGCUACUGUUGAGGGACAGGGAGCUCAAGGGCGCAAGGUUGACGGCAUCAAGAAGCUCCUGUCAGCAGCCGAUGCGCACAACGCUGGAAAGCAUAUCGAUAUCGAGAAGGACAAGGGUGGGCCUAGCGAAGCCAAGUUCAUCGUCCGAACACUAGAAGGAAAACUUCGAUUAGGUCUUGCUGAGAAGACUGUCGUAGUCGCUGUUGCGCAAGCUAUGAUAUUUCAUGACAUGUCCCAGGAAGGCAAGACGCCAUUAACAGCAGACUUGGCAAAGGCCGAGGCCAUGCUGAAAACAGUCUAUAGUGAGCUUCCCAGCUACGAAGUCAUCAUCCCCGCAAUGCUCGAACAUGGUAUCAUGAACCUGCGAGAGAACUGCCGCCUACAGCCUGGUGUACCGCUUAAGCCUAUGUUGGCAAAACCGACAAAGUCAAUUACAGAAGUGCUUGAUCGCUUCGAAGGUAAAGACUUCACCUGCGAAUACAAGUACGAUGGUGAGCGGGCGCAGAUACAUUUUGUUGCGCAUGACGCAAAGCAAGAGGGUGAAAAGAUGGAGUUGGCAACCAUAGCUCCAAGCGCUGGCAAGAGUGACCGAGGUGUGUCGAACAUCUUCUCUCGGAAUUCUGAGGAUCUAUCGAAGAAGUACCCUGAUAUUCUUGGCAAACUACCGACUUGGGUCAAAGAAGGUACAAAGAGCUUCGUUCUUGAUUGCGAGACGGUGGCUUGGGACAUGGUGGAAAAGAAAGUGUUACCGUUCCAGCAACUCAUGACGCGAAAGAGGAAAGAUGUCAAGGUCGAAGACGUCAAGGUAAAAGUCUGCGUCUUCGCUUUCGAUAUCCUCUACCUGAACGGCGAGGCCCUUGUGACCAAGUCCUUCCGUGAGCGUCGUGAACAUCUCAAUGAAGCGUUUGUACCUGUCGAAGGGGAAUUCGCGUUCGCCAAGUAUGGUAACACCAACGAGUUGGAAGAGAUCCAAACCCUCCUUGAAGACUCCGUAAAGUCAGGAAGCGAAGGACUCAUGGUAAAGAUGUUAGACGGACCAGAGUCCUUCUAUGAGCCAUCCAAGCGCUCGCAGAACUGGCUCAAGGUCAAGAAAGACUAUCUUGCUGGUGUCGGCGACUCUCUGGAUCUCGUCGUCCUAGGAGCGUACUAUGGCAAGGGCAAGCGUACAAGUUGGUAUGGCGCCUUCCUUCUCGCCUGCUACAACCCUUCGACCGAGAAGUAUGAGACAGUAUGUAACAUUGGUACCGGCUUCUCGGAGGCCAUUCUCGAGACCUUGCACAAGACACUAUCCGAAAUCGUUAUCGACCGCCCCAAACCCUUCUACACACACUCCACCGGCAAUAAAGACCAGCCCGACGUCUGGUUCGAGCCGCGCUAUGUCUGGGAAGUAAAGACGGCCGAUCUGACCUUGUCACCGCGGUACAGAGCUGCUGCAGAUGAGGUCUCUGGUGGUGGCAAGGGUGUCAGUUUGAGGUUCCCCAGGUUCAUCAAGGAGAGAGAUGACAAGAAGCCCGACCAGGCCAGCUCUAGUCGCAUGAUUGCUGAGAUGUAUCAAAGACAGGAGAGUGUCAGUAAGAACAAGGGGCCAAGUGCUGAUGAUGACUUUGAGUAUUAA
Alternaria arborescens is the source of this 2682-nucleotide messenger RNA. RefSeq names its product DNA ligase 1. Gene Ontology annotation, biological process: DNA recombination; lagging strand elongation; DNA biosynthetic process. The record is from RefSeq and is a predicted model, not a curated record. Gene Ontology annotation, molecular function: ATP binding; DNA ligase (ATP) activity; DNA binding. The transcript has 3 exons. Gene Ontology annotation, cellular component: mitochondrion; nucleus. Lineage: Eukaryota; Fungi; Ascomycota; Dothideomycetes; Pleosporales; Pleosporaceae. The coding region runs from base 1 to 2682 and encodes 893 amino acids.